GGAAUGACGACGCCACACAAGGGAAACAAGGCCUUAAAGGUGAAGCGGGAACCGGGCGAAAAUGGCACCAGCCUGACCGACGACGAGCUGGUGAGCAUGUCUGUGCGAGAGCUGAACCAGCACCUCCGCGGCCUGACCAAGGAGGAGAUCCUGCAGCUGAAGCAGCGACGACGCACCUUAAAGAACCGGGGCUACGCCGCCAGCUGCCGGGUCAAGCGCGUCACGCAGAAGGAGGAGCUGGAGAAGCAGAAGGCGCUGCUGCAGCAAGAAGUCAACAAGCUGGCCACCGAGAACGCCAGCAUGAAGGUAGAGCUGGACGCGCUGCGCUCCAAGUACGAGGCGCUGCAGAGCUUCGCCAGGACUGUAGCGCGCAACCCCGUGGCCUCCGUCAUCGGGCCCCUCAUCCCCGGUAAAGUCGCCGCCACCAGCGUCAUCACCAUCGUCAAAUCCAAAACCGAGGCCAGGUCGUAG
Nerophis lumbriciformis (worm pipefish) is the source of this 471-nucleotide messenger RNA. Lineage: Eukaryota; Metazoa; Chordata; Actinopteri; Syngnathiformes; Syngnathidae. The record is from RefSeq and is a predicted model, not a curated record.